AUGUCUUCCUCAUCAAGUGAUGAAGUAGAUGAAGCUUUAGAUGAAAUUGUCGACGAAGUAGUCGAUAAUUACAUCGACUCAAUGGUUAAUGCUCAAACCAACAAGCCAAAGCGACGAAGUUAUAUCGAAAGAGAGCGGGAACUAGGACACAAACAACUAUGGAAGGAUUAUUUCGCGGAAAAUCCAACAUACCAGCCGGAAAUGUUUAGGCGCCGUUUUCGAAUGAACAAAACAUUGUUCCUUCGCAUAGUCCAAAGCCUAAGUACUGAACUGCCAUACUUUCAGCAAAGAAGAAAUGCUCAUGGAAGGUUGGGGCUAUCUGCACUUCAAAAGUUUACGGCAGCAAUACGUAUGAUGGCAUACGGACAAUCGGGAGAUAUGUAUGACAAAUAUCUCCGACUAGGUGAAAGUACUUCACGUUUAUGUUUGGAUAAUUUCACUAAUGGGAUUUUACAAUUGUUUGGAGCUGAGUAUUUAAGAAGACCUACCCCGGCGGAUCUUCAACGAUUACUCGAUGUUGGAGAGGCACGGGGGUUUCCAGGGAUGGUAGGCAGCAUCGAUUGUAUGCAUUGGGAGUGGAAAAACUGCCCAACGGCUUGGAGAGGGCAGUUUACACGUGGUUCAGGAAAGCCGACAAUUGUCUUAGAAGCUGUGGCAUCACAGGAUCUUUGGAUAUGGCACGCAUUUUUCGGUUUACCAGGUCGAGCACCUAAAGUCAACAACCACACCUAUCAUAUGGCAUACUACCUUACUGACGGAAUUUAUCCGCAUUGGGCUACAUUUAUCCAAUCCAUCCCACUUCCUCAAGGUCCUAAAGCAGUGCGGUUUGCUGAACGCCAAGAAGCCACCAGAAAAGAUGUCGAACGUGCUUUUGGAGUAUUGCAAUCGAGAUUUGCAAUAGUUAAAAACCCAGCUUUACAAUGGGACAAGGAAAAAAUAGGAAGGAUUAUGAGAUGUUGUGUUAUAUUGCACAAUAUGAUAGUCGAGAACGAAAGAGACGGAUACAAUCAAAUUGAUACAUCAGAGUUCGAGUCGGGAGAGUCAAGCAGAAGUUCCCAGGUGCGAAGAAGAGAAAGUUUGAAUGUCCAUAAUAUGCUUGGCAUUCGCACUGAAGUUCGAAAUUCAGAUAAACAUGAUCGUUUGAAAGCUGAUCUCAUCGAAAAUAUCUGGCAAAUGUUUGGUAAUGUAGAUGAUUGA
This is a messenger RNA of Brassica napus (rape), 1197 nucleotides long. RefSeq lists its product as uncharacterized. The record is from RefSeq and is a predicted model, not a curated record. Lineage: Eukaryota; Viridiplantae; Streptophyta; Magnoliopsida; Brassicales; Brassicaceae. The transcript is spliced from 2 exons. Bases 1 to 1197 code for a protein of 398 amino acids.